AUGAUGCCUAAUCCUAAAAACAAUGCCGCUGAUUCCAAAACGAACAACAACAAUGCUGAUACGAAGAACAACAAUCCUGCUGCUAAGAAGAACAACGCUGAUGUGCAAAACAAUUCUGAUUCCAAAACAAACGCUGAUGCUUCCGCUCAGGGAGAUGGUGGUGGUAACCCGUUUUCUCCACAUGGCGCAGCUGAACCGGCUGAGAGCCAACAUUCUCUUAAUGGCAAUAAGGUUUACAAGAGUGGACCAUUAUUUCUGUCAUCAAAAGGAAUUGGCUGGACCUCUUGGAAGAAAAGGUGGUUUGUUCUGACACAAACCUCAUUGGUUUUCUUCCGAAGUGAUCCAAAUGCUGCUCCUCAAAGGGGAGGUGAGGCGAAUCUAACCCUUGGUGGCAUAGACCUCAACAGUUCGGGCAGUGUGGUUGUUAAAGCAGAUAAGAAACUCUUGACGGUGCUAUUCCCAAAUGGUCGUGAAGGGAGAACUUUUACUCUUAAGGCUGAAACUACAGAGGAUUUAAAUGAGUGGAAGGCUGCACUGGAUGAAGCUUUGGCAAAUGCACCAAGCAUUUCCCCGAUGGCGGCGCAAAGUGGAACAGUGAAAAAUGAGAAGGGUGAUACAGCUGAUGGUUCUUCAGAACAGCCAAAAGACCGAUCCCCGCCAAAAUCAAUGGUCCUUGGUCGUCCAAUCUUACUUGCAUUGGAAGAUAUAGAUGGAACUCCUUCUUUCUUGGAGAAAGCCCUUAGAUAUGUUGAAGAUCAUGGAGUGAAAGUAGAAGGCAUCUUGAGGCAGGCUGCAGACGUAGAAGAUGUUGAGCACCGUAUCCGAGAAUACGAGCAGGGGAAGGUGGAGUUUACCGCAGAAGAGGAUGCACAUGUUAUAGGAGACUGUAUCAAGUAUGUUCUUCGGGAGUUACCAUCACCCCCAAUUCCAGCAUCUUGUUGCAAUGCUUUGCUAGACGCAUAUCGAACCGAUCAAGCCAACAGAGUGAACGCCAUGCGUGCAGCUAUAUGUGACACAUUCCCCGAACCAAAUCGUCGUUUAUUACAGAGAAUUUUAAUAAUGAUGGAAGCUGUUGCUGACAACAAGAAUGUGAACAGAAUGAGUGUUUCAGCUGUUGCAGCCUGCAUGGCACCACUACUUCUUCGGCCCCUUUUGGCUGGUGAAUGUAAUCUCGAAAGUCAAUUUAGUAUGGGUGGUGAUGGAUCUGCUCAACUUAUGCAAGCAGCUGCAGCUGCUAACCAUGCUCAAGCAAUUGUGAUCACCCUGCUAGAAGAAUACGAUAACAUAUUUGGAGAAGGAGACAUGUUAAGUGAUUUAUACUCUGACUCAGAAGAACUUGGAAGUGAGAGUGAAGAGCUUAGCGAGGAUGAACUUUAUGAAGAUGAUGAGUACGAGGAUGGUGAAUAUACAUCUGAGGGUUCUGAUGCAAAUGAAGAUUCUGAACAUGUAUCAACCUCUAGUCAAGGUGAAAGUGCUCGAAACCACAAGAAGGGACCUGGUACCUUUAGCUCACGGUCCAUUUCCCACAAAGUAACUGGCGAUGUGGAGGCCGUUAAAAAGUUACGAUCAAGUUCUAAGGGUCGAUCGGUAUGCCAAGUUGGUGAUAAUGUUUCAAAUCAGAGUAAUGACCAUUCAACAAGAAAAGCAGUUGAGUAUGUUAAAAUUUCUGAAGAUGACAACGUACAAGCAAGUACUAGCAGAGAGUCAACUGAUAACAUUCAGAUAUCUUCAACUACUGCAGAUGGGACUGCAAACAUGCUACAAACUACUUCUCAACAAACUGCCAUAAAGCCUGAGGCCACCAAAGAGGAACUGAAAAUGAAAACUGAAUCGGAGGAAUUGUUGAGCAAAAAGAAAGCUUUAGAGGCGCGCCGUCUGCAUCUCGAGCAAGAAGUGGCAAGAUUAGAGGAACAGCUGCGAAAGGAGAUGGAGUUGAGGGAAAAACUUGAGGAGGGAAUUAAGAUAUCACAACAGGCCCUAUUUUCAUCAAUCCCUAUCAAUCAGAAGGCAGAGAAUUAUCGUGAGGCUACAGCCACUUCUCAUGAGAGUAAGGACGGAAAUGACAAACAUCAAUUUCACUCUUUUUCUACUAAACUACCUCCACACCAGCAGCUUGAUUCGCAUUCUAGCAAAGAUAGCGAUGAAAAACAUGAAUCCAAAGAUAUGAAAAAAUCUUCUUCAAACAAAACUAAAAGGUUGAACUCAAAGACCGAGACAACUGGAACAAAUUCAGCAAUGUCAAAGAUUACAAAUGGACUUAACUUCUUGAAAGAAAAAGCCGAUGAGUUGCAGCUAAUGAAUAAAGACCGUGGUAAAAAUCAGUCCCAAAAGCACACUCGAAAAGGGUCUAUGGAUGAAUCGGAUGGUCAAUCAUCCACAAAACCGAAAGAAAGUUCAUUCCAGAAGUUUGAUUCUUUGGAUAGGGGAAGAAGAUCAGAUGACCAAUCUACAAAACCCGAAAAAGAGAAAUCCGAAAGCUUAUCAAUGGAUAAACAACACGAUACGAGAUGA
Molecule: messenger RNA, 2511 nt
Organism: Cynara cardunculus var. scolymus (artichoke)
Lineage: Eukaryota; Viridiplantae; Streptophyta; Magnoliopsida; Asterales; Asteraceae
Product: rho GTPase-activating protein REN1-like
Exons: 24
Coding region: 1-2511 (836 amino acids)
Biological process (GO): signal transduction
Source: RefSeq, a predicted model, not a curated record